Molecule: messenger RNA, 1818 nt
Organism: Coturnix japonica (Japanese quail)
Lineage: Eukaryota; Metazoa; Chordata; Aves; Galliformes; Phasianidae
Source: RefSeq, a predicted model, not a curated record
UGCAGUCUGACUCCGUAUCACGCUGUGCAUCUUGCUUUGGGCUUUGGGUUGGAUUUGCAGCUGUCCUCACAAUGAGUUGUAGUAUUAAGCAGACAACUGGCUCUCUCAGGGGCAGGACCAGCGGUGGCAGCUGUGUUAUUGGUGGUGGUGGUGGUGGUGGAGGAGCGCGGAUGUCCUCAGUCUCCUCUGGAAGAUACACAACUUGUGGGAUAGGUGGUAGCCGAGGCUUCUCUGGGAGAAGCUACUGCGGCGGUGUGAAUUACGGAGGAGGACUGAGCAGCGGCAGCCUGGUCGGUGGGAGCUAUGGAGGUGGCUUAGGAGCCACUGUCCUCGGAGGAUGCUCAGGCAUUGGAUUCAGCGGUGGCAGUGCCCGCUUUGGCGGUGGCAUUGGAGGUGGCAUUGGUAUCGGUCUUGGUGGAGGGGGUUUUGCUGGUGAUGGCAUUCUUCUUUCUGGUGACGAAAAGGUCACCAUGCAGAACCUUAACGACCGCCUGGCUUCUUACCUGGACAAGGUGAGGUGCCUGGAACAAGAAAAUGCUGACCUGGAGUGCAGAAUCAGGGAGUGGUACGCCAAGCAGGGCCCCUUUUGUGAGCCACGGGACUACAGCUGCUAUUAUAAAGAAAUAGAAGAUCUUCAGAACCAGAUUGUCUGUGCAACCAUAGACAACAACAAGAUCAUUCUGGACAUCGACAACAGCAGGAUGACAGCCGAUGACUUCCGAGUGAAGUAUGAGACAGAGCUGGCCCUUCGCCAGAGCGUGGAGGCCGACAUCAACGGGCUGCGCCAGGUCCUGGACCAGCUGACGCUCUGCAGGUCCGACCUGGAGGCACAGCUGGAGUCGCUGCGGGAGGAGCUCUGCUGCCUGAAGAAGAACCACGAGGAGGAAAUGAACUGUCUGAGAAAGCAGUCGACUGGAGAUGUGAGCGUGGAGGUCAACGCCUGCCCUGGGCCAGAUCUCAGGCAGAUCUUGGAGGAUUUGAGAUGCCAGUAUGAAACACUGAUAGCGCGCAACCGCAAGGAAGUUGAGGAUUGGUACGAGUGCAAGAUUGAGGAGGUGAAUCGGGAGGUGAUCACGAGCGGUCAGGAGGUGGAGACGUGCAACAACCAGGUCACCGAGCUGAGGCGGCAGCUGCAGGCCCUGGAGAUCGACCUGCAGGCUCAGCUCAGCCAGAGGAAUAAUCUAGAAUCCUCCCUGGCUGAGACGGAGUGCCAGUACAACACGCUGCUCGGGGAGCUGCAGAACCAGAUCACGUGCGUGGAGCAGCAGUUGGCAGAAAUCAGAGCAGAAAUCGAGUGCCAGAACCAGGAGUACAAGACCUUGUUGGAUGUCAAGUGCCGUUUGGAACAGGAGAUUCAGACCUACCGCUGCUUGUUGGAAGGAGGACAGCAGGACCUUAUUCACGGAGGAGGAAUCGGGAGCGGAGUUGGAGGAGGAGUCAUUAGGACAAGCCACACCUACACUACAACCACAGCAUCCCACUGCCAGCCACAAGUCCCGCCCUGCAAGACUGGGGACAUACAGGUGACCUGCAGGAGGAUCUGUGACUGAGGAGAACCGGACCAGGAGACGACACACAGAGAAACCCAGACAAAACAAGAGCACUCGGUGCUCACUGCACGCCUCUAUGCAGACAAAGUAGAACUCAGCGACGCUUUGCCAUGUAUCUCCCGGGGCCUCCUGGGGUCUCCUUUUCUCAUUCUGCUGCUUCUGUAACGCUGCGAUCUCCACAAGUCACUAGAGUUAGUCAGGAUCACUAACGUACCCGCUGGUGAAAAAACUUCUCUAAUAAAACUGUGCUUCUGCCUGAUGCAAUCAA